Molecule: messenger RNA, 1581 nt
Organism: Microthlaspi erraticum
Lineage: Eukaryota; Viridiplantae; Streptophyta; Magnoliopsida; Brassicales; Brassicaceae
Source: the annotation of a GenBank genome assembly
AUGCGUUUCAUUUCCCUUGUAUCUCCGAUCACGUUCGUAAGCACGGAAAGCUUGUUUGUCCAGUCUGUAACUCUCUCUGGAAAGACGCUUCUCUUCUUGCUCCUCAUCGCUUCUCUUCUUGCUCCUCAUCGGAAUACAACUGAAUCUCCCCUCGACGACGCCGUUUCCACCGUCGUUGUAAGGCCAAAAUUCUACGACGACGACGAUCCCUUGCUCUCACCUCGGUUUGUCACCAUACCUGAAACCGACACCAACGAUGGAGAUUUUAGAAACGUACAGGUGAGCUUGUUACCUGAAUCCGCCGUUGUCUCUGUAGUGUGUGGUUACGAGACACGUGUAGUGGCUCUUCGUGUGAAGGCGCCACCACCACCUCUAGCUAGCGGAGGACGUAGGCGGCUUCUAGAUCCGUUGCAACGUGCUCCGGUGGAUCUGGUGAUUGUACUUGACAUAGCUGGAAUCGGUAACGCUGCAAAACUCCAAAUGGUCAAACGAGCCAUGCGGCUUGUGGUUUCCUCGCUCGGCUCGGCUGAUCGGUUCUCUAUAGUCGCAUCUGGUACGAGACUCCUCCCACUAAAGAGAAUGACAAACCACGGCAAACGUUCCGCAGGAGUUGUUGUGGAUGGGCUUCUUUGUGGUCGUCAAGCUUCUAACACAAGCGAAACUUUGAAAAAAGCCGCGCGUGUGCUUGAAGAUCGUAGGGAGAGAAACCCUAUCGCUAGUAUUGUCCUCCUAUCGGACGGUCAGAGUCAGUUAAGUAGAGUAAACAAAAAUCAACGGUCCAUAAUUGAGAUCCCUGUGACUGAGUAUGGAUUUGGAGACAGCCAUGCACCACCUGAAGAGUCAUUCACAAAAUGUAUAGAAGGGUUGCUUAGUGUGGUGGUUCAGGAUCUUAGGAUCCAAAUCCGAGUUGGAUCAGGAUGUGGACCAUGUGAGAUCUCAGCCGUUUACUUAUGCAAUGGGCGACCAGUGUUGGUUAGCUCUGGCUCCAGAUCAGUAAGACUAGGGGACCUUUACGCAGGUGAGGAGAGAGAUCUCCUAGUGGAGCUUAGGAUCCCGUCAACAGCAAGCUUGACAGGAUCCCAACAAGUGCUGUCAGUUAGAGGUCUCUAUAAGGACCCAUCGACACAAGAAGUUGUAUAUGGACGGGACCAGUCACUCCGCGUUCCCCAGUCCGUGAGAUCAUCGACUUCUCCUAAGAUCGAACGGUUAAGGAGCCUUUUCAUAAUGACACGAGCUGUGACGGAGGCUCGGAGACUGGUGGAGUAUGGGGAGUGCACUAGCGCACACCAUUUGUUGACGUCAGCGCUUGCAUUGCUUGGGCGAUCGGGAACGGCGGAGGCAGCGGCAGAGUACGCGAAAGUCGUGGAGGCCGAGCUUGUGGAGGUUGAGUGGAGGAGGCAACAGUUGAUGGAGUAUCAGAGUCAGCAGCAACAACAUGUUCAACGAAGGAGAGGGAGUGAGAGAAGAGACAUGACAAUGAUGUUGGUGGAUGAAAAUGGAGAGCCGUUGACUCCCACGUCGACAGGGAGAGCUAUGAUGAAGAAGAGUGAUUUGCACGGCUUUGAAAAUGCUAGGUUUUAA